GAUGGGGGGCGGUGCUAGGGGGGUCGGAGAGGGUGGCCCCGCACGGCAGCGCGCAGCCCCGCCAGCAACCCGCCCGCCCGGGCAUGGCAGCGGUCCCGCCGCGCCGCUCCCCGCGCUGAGCCCCGCCGAGCCCCCGGUGCCGGUGCCGGUACCGGUGCCAUGCCCCCCCAAGAGCUCCUGGAUUACUCGCCUGCCCUGCGGAGACACAGCCCCCCCCGGGGCAGCGGCCCGGAGCUGGGCAUCAAGUGCGUGCUGGUGGGCGAUGGAGCCGUGGGCAAGACCAGCCUGGUCGUCAGCUACACCACCAACGGCUACCCCGACGAGUACCAGCCCACCGCCCUCGACACCUUCUCCGUGCAGGUCCUGGUGGAUGGAGCCCCAGUCCGGAUCCAGCUGUGGGACACUGCUGGACAGGAGGACUUUGACUGUUUGCGCUCGCUUUGUUACCCUGACACCGACGUCUUCCUUGUCUGCUUCAGUGUGGUAAACCCAAGCUCCUUCCAAAACAUUACUGAGAAAUGGAUCCCUGAGAUACGAACUCACAACCCCCGGGCACCGGUGCUGCUGGUGGGGACGCAGGCAGACUUGCGGGAUGACGUCAAUGUCCUCAUCAGCCUGGAUCGCUACCACGUGAAGCCCGUGCCCCGGCCUCAGGCAGAAGGUCUAGCUGACAAAAUCCGGGCUGAAGCCUACCUGGAAUGCUCAGCACUGACCCAGAAGAACCUCAAGGAAGUUUUCGACAUGGCCAUUGUGAGUGGUGUCGAGCACAAAGCACGGCAGGAAAAGAAGAUGACUGCCAAAGGCAUCAAAACUCUCUCCAAGUGCCGCUGGAAGAAGUUCUUCUGCUUUGUCUGA
This is a messenger RNA of Haliaeetus leucocephalus (bald eagle), 855 nucleotides long. RefSeq names its product ras homolog family member V (gene RHOV). NCBI's taxonomy places the organism in Eukaryota, Metazoa, Chordata, Aves, Accipitriformes, Accipitridae. Gene Ontology annotation, molecular function: GTPase activity; GTP binding. The coding region runs from base 160 to 855 and encodes 231 amino acids. The record is from RefSeq and is a predicted model, not a curated record. The transcript is spliced from 3 exons. Gene Ontology annotation, biological process: small GTPase-mediated signal transduction.